Molecule: messenger RNA, 1977 nt
Organism: Alternaria rosae
Lineage: Eukaryota; Fungi; Ascomycota; Dothideomycetes; Pleosporales; Pleosporaceae
Exons: 2
Coding region: 387-1862 (491 amino acids)
Biological process (GO): regulation of RNA metabolic process; regulation of gene expression
Cellular component (GO): cytoplasm; nucleus
Molecular function (GO): mRNA binding
Source: RefSeq, a predicted model, not a curated record
UACUUGGGCCAGUUUCUUCCUCUGUCGACCUCACCUCGUCCCAAGAAACACACACCCUUCCCGACUCUCCCGCUCCAUCACAAGCACCAUCAUACACGAUUCCUCGCUUCCCGAGGCCUCUCUCCUCCGACCACUGCACCCUCUGCACGCUCCAAACUCCUUCAAGCUCCCGGCGACCUUACCUCCUCGCACCUUCACCGCACUGUCGCGACUCCCUUCAGCCCGCCCUCACAGCACGCUUUCUUUCACGGCCCCCGCUGUACAUAAAGUCGCAAAUAAUCGAGAUCAAUUGAACAAAUCUCACCUUCCCGUUUCAACGCUCCUCGACUGUGAAGAGCGUGCAUACCCGUUCUCAAACUCAAGAUCCACAACUCAUAACAGAAAACAUGUCCGCAUCACCCACCAUUGCGGCUUCCUCGGCCAAGCGACCGCUCGAAGAACCCUCAUCGCCCGCCGGACCCAAUGACCAACCCGAUGCCAAGCGUCCUGCUCUCGACAAGAUGGUCAAGGAGGAUGCGCCCAACCCAGACAACAUCGACAUUGCGCAACCAGUCCAGGCCGACGAUAUCGCCACGGAAGGCAUCACACAAGAGGAUGUAAAGGUGGUACCUGAAGUGGCUGAAGCUGCUGUCGAGAACGGUGCCCAGCCCAUCCAUACGGACACUGUUGUCCCGGACGCCCCUUCUAUCCUUGAGACUCAGCCUAUCCAAUCCACAUCAGGUGCUAAUGGUCGACCUGUAAAUCACAACCAGCAAGUGGACGAGACCAACUGGUUACAUGUGCGCGCUUGCAUUGGGACCAGCGAGGCCGCUACCAUCAUUGGCAAGGGCGGAGAAAAUGUGACUCAGAUUCGUCGCUUGUCCGGCGCCAAGUGCACGGUUAGCGACUACUCUCGGGGCGCUGUUGAACGCAUCCUUACUGUAAGCGGUCAAGUUGAUGCUGUGUCCAAGGCAUUCGGCCUUAUUGUGCGCACCCUCAACCAGGAGGACCUCGAGACACCAUCUACAUCCACCUCCAAGGCCUACCCUAUGCGCCUUCUCAUUCCCCACAUCCUGAUCGGUUCCAUCAUCGGAAAGGCUGGUGUUCGCAUCCGCGAGAUUCAAGAGGCUUCUAACGCUAAGUUGAACGCAUCUGACACUCUCCUCCCCAACUCUGGCGAACGUUCGUUGAUCGUACUGGGUGUUGCUGACGCUGUGCACAUUGCUGUGUACUAUGUUGCUCAGACUUUGGUCGAGCAGCUAACCGAGCGAUUCGGUGGACCGGCUGCAUCCCAAUAUGCAACCCGUAGUGGCAUGGCUGCCAACGUCGUCCCAGGCGGCAUGUCUGUUCAGCCAUACGUCCCCCAGCCCGCCGGAGGUCAGUACUCCCACCCGCAGAACUUCCGUCGCCAAGAACCACCCCAGCGAACUCCCGCCCACGGAGGGUAUGGUGCUCCACACAUGCAGCAUGGACAGCCUCCACAGCAGUCGCCGUACGGUCACCCCAACAUGCCUUACGGCGCUGGCUCGCCGAGCCGUGGUCCCUAUGGUGGUCCUGCAGCGCCCACUCCUUACGGCGGUCACCCUGCUGCAGCACCAGUUGCGCACGGCGGCGCCGCUCCUCAUGCAGCGGUUGGUGGCAUGCCCGGUCAACCUCUUACCCAGCAGAUUUUCAUUCCUAACGACAUGGUCGGUGCCAUCAUUGGCAAGGGCGGUGCGAAGAUUAAUGAAAUCCGCCAGCUCAGUGGCAGUGUCAUCAAGAUCAACGAGCCCACUGACAACAGCAACGAGCGUCUUGUCACCAUCACGGGUACACAAGAAUGCAACCAAAUGGCACUGUACAUGCUGUACUCGCGACUCGAAUCAGAGAAGCACCGUAUUUAGUCGAAGAGUGCUAUCAACUCGUCAUCACUAUGACACUUUUGUGUGGCGGUCUAAGACGAAGAACAUACUACUGUAAGUCGGUCUGCUGUCUUUGUGGGAUGCAUGUUAUAAUGGA